Molecule: messenger RNA, 3837 nt
Organism: Stylophora pistillata
Lineage: Eukaryota; Metazoa; Cnidaria; Anthozoa; Scleractinia; Pocilloporidae
Product: cold shock domain-containing protein E1
Molecular function (GO): nucleic acid binding
Source: RefSeq, a predicted model, not a curated record
CAGAGUUAUUUUGAAAAGAGAUCCAAAAUGGCAGGUUGUUCAGGCCAAGAUGUGGGGAGGAAUAACUCGCCUAGUACGCGAUAUUCCUUCCGAAGGAAAUCUCGGAAGCAAAUAAACACAAGAUGAUGGUACUGUACACUUCACUUUCGGAAACAGACCUUUCUGUAGUGGCCUUCCUCUCUUCAGACUCUGUGGAACUCGUUAUUCAUACCCAAGAUUGAUAGCCAAAGGCUGUAUUUGGUUAAUUGCCCUCAGGCAGACACAUUUGGAGAUUGGAGCUAUCAAGGCCAAAUUAAUGUUCUCAAAGCAUUUUUGUAUCACUAGAUUUUGUUAUUUACCGGAGCUGGUUUAAAAGGAUUUCAAAGAUUUAUAUAGUAUUUUUUCAUUGGCAAACUGUGCUUUUUUAUCAAAUUCUCAAGAUGGCAACUGACACUUGGAAGGGUUCUGAACGCAGAGAUCGAACCAGAACAUAUGACUACAGUAAUCACGAUUAUUACAUUGGCAAUCACAGCAAAGGGAGAACUUUUUCAUACAGCAAUUCUUUUUCUGGACAUACAACCACAAGAGAAACUGGUGUGGUUGAGAAACUUUUGCAUUCCUAUGGCUUUAUAAACUGCUGUGAAAGAGAGCUGCGCAUAUUCUUCCAUUACAGCCAAUUCAAUGAGGAUCCUCAGGACCUUUGUAUUGGAGAUGAAAUGGAAUUUGAAAUUUCAUCAGAUCAGCGAACAGGAAAACCCAUAGCAUGCCGUGUUGUGAGACUUGAAGCUGGUUCUGUUUCCUUUGAGAUUCGAAGUGAGGAAACAGUAUGUGGAGUGAUAGAUGCUGAACCCAAAUUAUACUUGAAGAGCAGUCCAAAAUCUCCACAAAAUGUGCUUGAUCCUGAUUCAGGAAGGGUGAGCUAUGAGCGGAAUGGGGAGGUGUUCUAUCUCCAAUUUUCUUCUAAUGACAUUGUUGGUUCAGGUAUUCCCCUCCACAAAGGAGACAAAGUUGAAUUUUACGUAGCCACAGACAAAAGAACUGGGGUUGUACGAGCUCGUGAAGUCACCCUUCUAGAGGCAGCAGAUACUGAGAAAUGUCAGGGGGUUGUUUCUUCAAUGAAGGAAUCAUUUGGAUUUAUCGAAAGGGCAGACAAAGUUAGUGAGAUUUUCUUCCACUACAGUGAAUUCAAUGGCAAUAUUAAUGAACUCAUGUUAGGAGAUGAUGUGGAGUUUGGAAUACAAGCAAGAAAUGGCAAGGAAGUUGCAGUGCGUGUGGAUAAAUUACCAGAAGGAACUGUGAAAUUUGAAGACAUCAGCAGUGAAAGAUAUCAAGGAACUGUGGACCGGCCACUGAGUAAAUCUGCUGCAAAAAGACAACAUGAUCCAUUGCAUGGAAAGAUUGUCUAUACUCCCCUUAACGAUGAUGAUGUUGAGGAAGAGAUUGUCUUUUCUGAAAGAGAUUUGCAUGGAGACUUCUCCCUCAGAAUUGGAGAUGUAGUGGAGUUUAAUAUUGCUGUUGAUCGCCGUGACUCACUGAAAAGAGCUACAAAUAUCAGUCUAGUUGAUGUAGCUGAACCUAAUGAUGGGGAGACAAGGGAAUUGGGCAUUGUGGCAUCUUUGAAAGAAGGAUUUGGUUUCAUAAAGUGCUGUGAUCGAGAUGCAAGGAUGUUUUUCCACUACAGUGCACUUCUUGACUCUGCACAUCAGAUUCAAGUUGGAGAUGAAGUGGAAUUUGCAGUAUCUGAGGACACAUCCUCCAUUAAACGCCUGCAUGCCAUAAAAGUCCGAGUUGUACCUAAAGGAACAAUUAUUCAGAUGGAGAAAAUUUCAUCUCAAAUGUACGAGGGAUACAUUGAAAGAGAACCCAGUUAUGGCACCCGCAGCCCCAGAAAGGAUAUCAACAGAGAGAGUGAGUCUGGUCUGAUCAACUGUUUCAUUAAUGGGGUCAAGGAGUUGCUACCAUUUGAUUUUAACAAUUUCGAGCUGAGAGGAGUUGCCCAGUAUGGUGACCUGGUGGAGUUCAGUUUGUCAGAAAGUCAAAGAACUGGUUACAGAAGAGCAGUAAAUGUAACAGUGUUGAAAAGAAACAGUGAAAUACGCCACAUGGGAUUUGUUGCGACCCUUAAGGAGAACUUUGGGUUUUUGGAGACAACUGAACAUGACAAGGAAGUGUUUUUCCACUACAGUGAAUACGAUGGUGAUCCCAAUGAGCUCAUUCUUGGUGAUGAGGUGGAGUACAACAUCAAAUGUAAGAAUGGUAAAGUCAGUGCAGAGAUGGUAGUCAAAGUACCUCAAGGGACCAUUACUCAGGAACAAAUUCUACCAGAAGUUUAUGUGGGAAAAGUUCUGAGGUCUUUGAGGCGUGCUGAUCCACAGCAAUUGGAGUAUGCUGGGUUAAUUAAGCGCAGAACUACCGAGGACCAGGAAAGUGGAUCUGAGAAUGAGGCGGAGGAGGACUUAGAUGAUGGUGACUCCUUUACUGUGGAGUAUGGCAUUACAAGUCUUGUGGACAAAAAAACAGUGCUUCAGUAUGGAGAUAAGGUACGUUUUCAAGUCGGUGUCGACAAACAAACGGAAAGAGAGAUUGCCAUGAAAGUGGUCAGUGUACGACAACGAGUGCGGGCGCGAGUUGAGUCAGUCAAAGGCCAGUUUGGUUUCAUUGCCUAUGAAAACGAGGAAGGAAAGAACCUGUUCUUUCAUAUGAGUGAGGUGGAGGGUGAAGUUGAACUACAACCGGGAGACGAGGUGGAGUUUGUUGUGGUGCAGAAUCAGAAGAGCCGCAAGAUGAGCGCCUGUAGCGUGCGUAGGAUCAGUGAUUCUCAGAGACCCGAACGACUCAUACGCAGAACGUUCUCAGAGAGUGUCCAAAGCCCAGGACCUAGAAUUGAAGUGAUCCGUAAACCCAGUGGACCGGACGGUACACGAGGGUUCAGCUACAAACGAACUCUGCGUUCCUUGUCAGAUACGGCCACUGAGCUGACUCAGGGGACUAGUGAGAGUAAAAUAGACCACAACGCAGCUAAGUUAGAGAACGCAGCUAAGUUAGAGAACGUAACAUGCGCAAAGGCGGGGAGCGAGUUUGAAAAUCUUGUCUCCAAGCUAUGUGAUCAGGAUUGAGUUUAAAGUGCUAUGGGAAGGUUAAUAAUGUAUUAUAGGAAAUUGCAUGAACAAAAUAGUGGCAUCCUACUCCAGAUGAAUUAAUUGAUUUCUAGUAGAUAUUUGUCUUAUUGCUUCAGUUAUAAUCAAGCCGUCGAUUUGUCUCUUUUCCGUUCAUCUGGCAGUUACAUUGUAGUGGUCCUAUAUUAAUUUUUACGUUCGUAUCUCGAUCAUAUCCGCACGUUAUCGGUUUCCUUUUUCUUUUUUUCUUUUUUUUUUUUGAUUUCUUUUUUAAUUUUUUGGUCAUGUUUUUCGUUCGUCAGUUUUUGUUUUUGUCUUUGUGUAUAGCCAGUGGCACAAAAUUCACACAGACGCAGUUCUUCAUGCUAUCAUCGGUUCUGUUGAAAACGGAAUCAGUUUUUUUUCUGUCUUUUGAGAAGUGGCGACUCGUUAAUUUCUAACGAUUUUUGGCAGAAAGAAAGCGUAUUGGUCAUUGUUCGGAAAUUACGUAACUUUUGCCUUAUCACGGCGGGUUUAUGAGGGAGAACAUAUUAUGCUAGGGAACUGCUUAGAGAUUACUGCAGCCUACAAGUCAUGUAGAGUGAGGUAACGCACCAGUUUUAUCGACUUGCUUAGGUUUUGCGCACUAAGUGUGAAUUUUUUUACAAUUUCGAAAAGAGUAAUUUAGUUAAAUAUGUAAUUAGAAUGGAUGUACCACACUUAUCACUGAAAGUAAUAAAGAUGCAACUCAAAAUGUUUCAGA